This is a messenger RNA of Pecten maximus, 645 nucleotides long. RefSeq lists its product as uncharacterized. NCBI's taxonomy places the organism in Eukaryota, Metazoa, Mollusca, Bivalvia, Pectinida, Pectinidae. The transcript has 2 exons. Bases 94 to 645 code for a protein of 183 amino acids. The record is from RefSeq and is a predicted model, not a curated record.
GCGACGAGUUAGACAGCUCGGUUAGAUAACCGUAGAGAAUCGGCCUAGGUGUUCCGAAUGUUUGUUUGACAUAUCUUAUCAUUCUACAUCAACAUGGCUGACACUGGUGGUGUCCAGAAGGAAGAAUACACAGCUAGGAACGAAGUGAACUCAGAAGAAAUUGAUACUGCGUUCAACAGCACAAAAUACAUAAAUCACAGAUACAUUGGCGCUGAUGAUCCCCUUCGCAAUAAAGAUAAAGCCCAUCGCAAACUUCUGUUAGACGCUGGUGUAAAAAUAGAGGAUGAACCUGAUUCGCUAAAACAAAACCUUGUACUACGUAUCAAGUUAUAUUUUGAGCAUGAAGAAAAAAAUGAACGUGUAAAAUACAUCGAGAUUAAAGCGGGAAACGGCGAAAAACGCAUUGACUGUUACUUGGAUACCGAAGGAAAGAUGAAAUGGGUGUACACUCCGAAAAAUAUGCUUAUGAGGCUGUUUAAUCAAUUAAAAAAUACACUUUUCGAAAGUUGUCAGGCAUUUCUGACGGUCGUUCAGAUCAUCGAUACUGCUAAAUAUCUUAUACCAUUAAUAUCGUGCAAGAGGGUCUGGGCGGAACUAAAGCCGCUGUUUCAAAAACAUGAAAGUCAACCCUCCACUACUUCCUAA